This is a messenger RNA of Coccomyxa subellipsoidea C-169, 387 nucleotides long. RefSeq lists its product as hypothetical. The record is from RefSeq and is a predicted model, not a curated record. Gene Ontology annotation, cellular component: membrane; intracellular membrane-bounded organelle. Bases 1 to 387 code for a protein of 128 amino acids. NCBI's taxonomy places the organism in Eukaryota, Viridiplantae, Chlorophyta, Trebouxiophyceae, Coccomyxaceae. Gene Ontology annotation, molecular function: heme binding. The transcript has 2 exons.
AUGGGUGCCAAUGCCUUCACCAACAUUGCCUCUGGUAGCAGUGCUUCUGCCCUUACCAUUCUGGCCAUUGUCCUUGCCCUGCUGUACUGGUACUUGAGAAGCAGAGACUCUGGUGGGAGUGACGACUUGCUGCUGCAGACACAGAAGAAGCAGCUGGCGAAGUGCACCAAGGCUGAAGUGGCCGCCCACAACUCUCAGAAGGACUGCUGGAUUGUGGUGAAGGGGAAGGUGUAUGAUGUGAGCAGCUAUGUGGAGGAGCAUCCCGGUGGAUUGGCUAUUUUGAAGAAUGCAGGUGGUGAUGCCACAGAGGGAUUCCAUGGCCCCCAGCAUCCGCCGCGAGUGUUUGACAUCAUUGAUGACUUCUUGAUCGGGGAAUUGAUGGACUAG